CUCUCUCUCUCUCUCUCUAUAUAUUUUCCUUGUUCGUCAAGCCAGAUCUCUCUCCAUAAAUCUCUCUAGUCUCUUUACUAACAACAGCGAUCCUCACUUGAAAUCGUUUUUUAUUCUCUCUCUCUCUACUCUACGAUGGCGAUGAUAGAGCAAAGGCCGAAGACGAAGAUCGUGUGUACCCUGGGUCCUGCUUCCAGAUCCGUUGAGAUGGUGGAGAAGCUUCUCAAGGCGGGUAUGAACGUGGCUAGGUUUAACUUUUCACACGGAUCUCAUGAGUACCACCAAGAGACUCUCGAUAAUCUCCGUCAGGCUAUGCUCAACACUGGUAUCCUCUGCGCCGUCAUGCUCGAUACCAAGGGUCCUGAAAUCCGAACCGGGUUCUUGAAAGAUGGGAAACCAAUACAGUUGAAACAAGGCCAAGAGAUCACCAUUUCCACUGACUACGACUUGCAGGGCGACGAGAACACGAUUUGCAUGAGUUACAAGAAGCUGGCUGUCGAUGUCAACCCGGGGAUGGUCAUUCUCUGUGCCGAUGGUACUAUCUCGUUACUUGUCCUCUCUUGUGACACAGAGAAUGGUACCGUCCGUUGCCGCUGCGAGAACUCUGCCAUGCUCGGUGAGAGGAAGAAUGUCAAUCUCCCUGGCGUUGUCGUUGAUCUCCCUACUCUUACCGAGAAGGACAAAGAAGACAUCAUGAAGUGGGGAGUCCCUAAUCAGAUCGACAUGAUCGCUCUGUCUUUUGUUAGAAAAGGUUCAGACUUGGUCCAGGUCAGGAAACUACUUGGAAAGCACGCUAAGAACAUUCUGCUGAUGUCAAAGGUAGAGAACCAAGAAGGUGUGGCGAACUUCGAUGACAUUCUUGUUAACUCUGACGCCUUUAUGAUUGCAAGAGGAGAUCUCGGCAUGGAGAUCCCUAUUGAGAAGAUCUUCUUAGCUCAGAAAGUGAUGAUCUACAAAUGCAACAUCCAGGGGAAACCUGUGGUCACAGCGACUCAGAUGCUUGAGUCCAUGAUCAAAUCUCCUCGACCCACAAGAGCUGAAGCCACUGACGUAGCAAACGCUGUCCUCGACGGCACGGACUGCGUCAUGCUCAGUGGCGAAACCGCAGCUGGGGCUUACCCCGAGCUAGCUGUGCGUACCAUGGCUAAGAUAUGCGUCGAAGCCGAGAGCACGCUUGACUACGGUGACGUCUUCAAAAGGAUCAUGAAGUACUCUCCGGUUCCAAUGAGCCCGCUUGAGUCACUCGCGUCCUCUGCGGUCAGAACCGCUAACUCGGCUAAGGCAACUCUCAUCAUGGUGCUAACCAGGGGAGGAAGCACAGCGAGGCUUGUGGCUAAGUACAGACCAGGGAUGCCGAUUUUAUCAGUCGUGGUUCCCGAGAUCAAGACCGACUUAUUCGACUGGUCUUGCAGCGACGAAUCACCUGCUAGGCAUAGCCUCGUCUUCCGUGGUUUGAUCCCUGUGCUGUACGCAGGGUCAGCAAGAGCCUCGCACGAUGAGUCGACAGAAGAGGCUAUCGAGUUUGCGACUCAGCAGGGGAAAGAGAAAGAGCUGUGUAAGACUGGAGACUCUGUUGUUGCUCUGCUCCGAGUUGGUAACGCUUCCCUCAUCAAGAUCUUGACUGUCAAGUGAUGAUGUUUAGAUAAAAUCACGUUUUUUGGCGUUUGGCGUUGGAGGAAACGCAACUAUAUACGUUUUUUCUUAAUAUGAAUUUUAUUUGUGAUUAAAAUCUUGAGAUAGAAAAACUCAAGUUCUUCUUUCUUGCUAAUUACAACUGUGGUGACCAGUUUGAAUCCACUUACGGUUUCUUUUUCUUGGA
Raphanus sativus (radish) is the source of this 1819-nucleotide messenger RNA. Its product is annotated as probable pyruvate kinase, cytosolic isozyme. Gene Ontology annotation, molecular function: magnesium ion binding; pyruvate kinase activity; potassium ion binding. Gene Ontology annotation, cellular component: cytoplasm. The transcript has 3 exons. The record is from RefSeq and is a predicted model, not a curated record. Gene Ontology annotation, biological process: glycolytic process. Bases 136 to 1632 code for a protein of 498 amino acids. NCBI's taxonomy places the organism in Eukaryota, Viridiplantae, Streptophyta, Magnoliopsida, Brassicales, Brassicaceae.